AUGACCAACCCGUUUCAUGGUUCUUCCCAUUAUACAGAUUCCAACGCAACGACCGGUAGCUCUGGUCUUCUUCCACGACGCUCCUCCUACGCAUCAGCCGCUUCCGGGGCACCCCCGAACACCAACCCGCCCUUCCUAUCCCAUCCUGGCCGUACAUCAGUCAUCAAUCAGAUUCUGAACUCUUCCGACGACAUCACGUUCGAACCGGCCUCAAGCGGUUACCAUCCGAUUAGAGGGGACGACAUGGACGGGGACAGAAACGGCGCCAGCCUCAACGGUGCGUCCGGGCGGUGGUCGCAGGGUUCUCAACUGCCUUCCUUCUCGAGGGUCUUCGAUAUGUUCAUGUCGACACCGGGAAAUGAGCUGUCCGGCGCCGCAAACGGAAACGGAGACGGCUUCUUCGUGCCCCCGUACUUGGCUGGAUCAACAUAUGUUCAGCGGUUAGAGGAAGCGCACUGGGCAAAGGUGCAGGCGCAGAAAGAGUCACAAGCGGCCCAGGUACAGGCCGCUGGAAACCUAUCGACGAGUCCUAGUAGUGUUAGUCUGCACAGUAAGCCGGCCUCACAUCGCGGUGUCAACUACGACGUCAUCGAGAAGCCCCCCGCUUUCGAGGAAGACGAAACAUUUACCCCGCUGCCCGCAAGGUGGAACAGAGACGACAAGUACGGAGCGUUGGAUAUCUUGUCAGAUGGCUUGGAAGUCAGAUACAUCGGGCCCAGAGGCCAGACGGAACGCGAUCACGAGGCUUUCAGCAUACGUGCCGACAAUCACAUGCCACCGCAGUGCGGUAUCUAUUACUUUGAGGUUCAAAUAUUGUCAGGAAAGCGAGACGACAUGACGAUCGGCAUCGGAUUCUCGGCCAAGACAGUGGCAUUAUCACGGCCUCCAGGCUGGGAGCCGGAUUCUUGGGGAUACCACAGCGAUGAUGGCCACUGCUACGCGGGCCAAAACGGUGGUAAAGCAUACGGUCCUUCAUUCACUGCGUCUGAUGUCAUCGGUUGUGGUAUCAACUUCCGCACCGGUUGUGCAUUCUUUACCAAGAACGGACGUCUACUUGGUACCGCGUUCCGAGAAAUUGGAAAGGGAAGCCAUCUUUAUCCCACAGUCGGGUUGAAAAAGUCAGGAGAGCAUGUUCGCGUCAAUUUUGGCCAGACACCCUUCGUGUUCGACAUUGAGGGCAUGAUGACGUCUGAAAAAUCGCGUAUCCAAAAAGAGAUUUCCGAGACGAGUACAGCAAGUCUUGCGCCAGCAAUGAGUGAGACUGAGUUGAUCCAAGCUCUGGUCCUGCAAUUCUUACAACACGAUGGUUACGUAGAGACAGCGAGAGCAUUCGCGGAAGAGAUUAACGCAGAAAAGAAGGCCCUAAGCAUCGACCCCAACGCAGAAAUAGAGGGCAUUAAUGUUAAAGACGAUGAGCAUGCGAACAAGCGACAGCGUAUCCGAAGAGCCGUACUCGAGGGCGACAUCGACAAGGCACUCAAGCACACCAAUGCUUUUUACCCCCAGGUUCUCAAGGACAACGAGCAGGUGUACUUCAGACUUCGGUGCCGCAAGUUCAUCGAAAUGGUACGAGCUGGUGCGGAAAUGAGGGCGGCUUCAGAGGGCAAGAAGAGCAAUGGCCAUUCUGCCGUUGACUUGAGUGCCUCGGCUAUGGACCUUGACGCCAACGGAGGCGAGAAUGGCGCCUGGGAUCAAAUGGAUACGGAAGGCUCGGAAGGUGCACCCCUCGGCAUCGAUGCUCUGGAGCUGGCCACUUUGCAAUACGGCCAGACUCUGCAAGCCGAGUUCAAGAACGACCCCCGACGGGAGGUUUCGAAGCAUUUGGAGGACAUCUACUCCCUUCUUGCGUAUAGCAACCCUCUGAUGGAGAAAGACGUUGCCCAUUUACUUGACAGGAAAGGUCGCUUAGCAGUGGCAGAAGAGCUCAACUCGGCGAUUCUCUUGUCUUUGGGCAAGUCCUCCCGUGCUGCUCUUGAAAAGGUCUACGCCCAGACCAGUGUCCUGCUGGACGAUUUGCGAGAAAAUGGCGGACCAGGCGCCUUUAUCUCGUUACAGGACGUCAUCGAAGAUAUCCCAAAGUCCCAGCCCUUUUAA
Molecule: messenger RNA, 2094 nt
Organism: Colletotrichum truncatum
Lineage: Eukaryota; Fungi; Ascomycota; Sordariomycetes; Glomerellales; Glomerellaceae
Product: ran-binding protein
Molecular function (GO): protein binding
Source: RefSeq, a predicted model, not a curated record